UCGUUGUUGCUGCUGGCAGAGCGCAGGCCGCAGUGAUUUGGUAGCCGCUGCAGUAGGAGGAAGGACCGCGGUUCUACCCCUUCUAUCUUUCAGUUUCACCUCGAAAUAUUAUUGGUAGUUCUUUUCGGUAGCGAUCAGUAACUCGAGUGUACAGUAACGGUGUUCUAUGAUAGCAGAGUAGUUGUAUUACCAAACGGAGAGUGACAUCAAUCGCCAUUUUAAUUGCACGUUUCCCUGACAGAACCGCUAGCACAACAAUGGCUCUGAAGAGAAUUCACAAGGAGCUGAACGACUUGGCACGGGACCCACCAGCCCAGUGUUCUGCAGGACCAGUAGGAGAUGACAUGUUUCACUGGCAAGCCACGAUAAUGGGACCUAAUGACAGUCCUUACCAGAGCGGGGUUUUCUUCUUGACCAUACACUUCCCCACAGAUUACCCCUUCAAACCGCCAAAGGUUGCAUUUACCACACGAAUCUACCACCCAAAUAUCAACAGCAACGGCAGCAUUUGUCUUGACAUUCUGCGAUCACAGUGGUCUCCAGCUCUCACCAUCUCCAAAGUCCUCCUGUCCAUCUGCUCUCUGCUGUGCGACCCAAACCCGGACGACCCCUUAGUACCUGAGAUCGCCCGCAUUUACAAGACGGACAGGGAAAAGUACAACAAAAUAGCUCGGGAAUGGACACAAAAGUAUGCAAUGUAGUUGUUGGGGUAGAAUCAUGGCCAACCCCCUCUACAAAAUAAGGUUAGGGGAGCUUCAGACGUAAAGAGAAAACAAACAAAAAACCAUUCAAACAAUGAAGUUUAAAACAAGAUCUUGUUGGUUUCCAGUGGAGUGCUUUCUUUGAGCCAUGCCUCCCCUUCACCAGAGUACCUGUAAAAAUCCCCUCUGCCCCACCUCCCUCCAUUCUCUCUCCCACUCUCUCUGUUUGACCCUCCCUUCUCCCCCCCCCCCUCCCUCCCCCCUGCCCCCCAGCUCACCUUCUCAUCCUACAGUGUACAUAUUGUCAACUUGCAAUGGAAAUUCCAAUCUCUCCCUUCUCCUUUUUCACCUCCUCCCUCCCAUGUGACCUCUGGCCCCAUCACCUGACCUCUCUAUCCCAUAACAUUUUGUCACCAUGCAAGCUGGGCUUUUGCUGCCCUCCAAACUCAACCUAUUUCUUACACACGACUGUAUCUUCAGCCUCCUUCCCCAGACAUUCAUCACUUAGAGCAUUCCUUCAAGUAUCUGUAACAUUUUGAGGGGAGUUUUUUCUUAAGUUCUCUAUUUUUUAGGAAGGUGGGGGACAAUAAGAUGGAGGGAUUUUUACACUCUGCACCCUUUCUUGUUUUGUUGUUCUUGUAAUUCCCAUCUGUAGAGGUGACAAUUCAAGAAAACAGUUUUCGCAAGCAAGUCGAAGGGCACGCUGUAUUUUAUACAAUAAAUACAUCAAAGAAAUACCUGCAAGCUAUAUAAAAAGAAAAAAAAAACACAUGGCCUGCUUUGGUCUCCUGUUGGAUUCUAUGAAAGGACUUGAAUUUAUCCCCACACUUCCUGCUCCUGACUCUUCCUUCCCACCCCACCUUACCCAAAUUAACACCUUUAAACACACACGUAGACACACAUUCACGCACAAAUGUAACCCUAUGUCACCCCCUCACCACCACUACCACCAACUUUUCUUUAUUCACAAAGUGAAGGUUCUGGACCAGGUAUUUAAGCUUUUUAAUUUUCGUAGUUUAACCUGUGUUUCAUCCCCCCCCCCCCCCCCCCCCCCCCUCCCUCUCCCCCCUCCCAUAACUCUUUAGGUUGCAUUAUUUUUCUUUUCUGUUUUUGUUUUCUUAUUUCUUUUUGUUUUGUUUUGUUUUUUUUUUGUUUUUUUUUGCUAUUGUCAAAUUAGAGGCUAACAUCUUAAAUGGCUAUGGGACUGGCUUGGGCUCUGGGUGCGAGGAGAACCCACUCUUCUUGCACAAAAUCUCUGUAUAUUGAAUUACCUGAGAGGCUCGUUGAGCUUUGUGUGUUGAUUAAACUGUGUAAUAAAAUC
Messenger RNA from Notolabrus celidotus (New Zealand spotty), 2022 nucleotides. It is a transcript of the gene ube2d2, whose product is annotated as ubiquitin-conjugating enzyme E2D 2 (UBC4/5 homolog, yeast). Gene Ontology annotation, molecular function: ubiquitin conjugating enzyme activity. NCBI's taxonomy places the organism in Eukaryota, Metazoa, Chordata, Actinopteri, Labriformes, Labridae. Gene Ontology annotation, cellular component: nucleus. Gene Ontology annotation, biological process: protein polyubiquitination; ubiquitin-dependent protein catabolic process. The record is from RefSeq and is a predicted model, not a curated record. Bases 258 to 701 code for a protein of 147 amino acids. The transcript has 7 exons.